This is a messenger RNA of Eurytemora carolleeae, 1617 nucleotides long. RefSeq lists its product as uncharacterized. The transcript is spliced from 15 exons. The record is from RefSeq and is a predicted model, not a curated record. The coding region runs from base 1 to 1617 and encodes 538 amino acids. Lineage: Eukaryota; Metazoa; Arthropoda; Copepoda; Calanoida; Temoridae.
AUGGCCGAAAGUGAUUUGAGCGAAGAAGACUCGCAUUCUAGUUUUGAGAAAAUGUACUCAGAGAAACUGGAGAAAUUAAACCAGAAUCCUGAAGAUGUUUUUCUAAACAAUUCUCAACCUCAAUCUACCUUAACCUCUCAUCCUCAGCUUCAACGACAACCCGGAGUAGCUCCAGGUUUAACCUCCAGUCAAGUAUCUCUGGGCACCGGACUAGAGCCUUCUAGUUCGGUUGGACAGGUUGGGACUCCUCAUUGUAUAUCAGGACCAAACUGGUCUCCUGGGCUGGGUCCAUCCUGGCCUAGUGGGCCUUCAUGUUCAGCUGGACCAGUCCCUGGACCUGGUCCGGUCACUUUGGGACUAAAUCCACCUUGUCAAGGUCAAGUAACGGCUCCAGGUUCUUUUCCGAACACACCGUCCACUGGUUCCUAUAUGAGCACCCCUUCUCCGGGAGCUUAUCUGAGCACCCCCUCCCCUGGAACCUACCUACCUGGGUUCCCUGGCUUACAACAAGGGUUUUCAGGAAUAUCGGAACCUAGUUCUCAACAGCAGGUCACUCCGGCAGUUACAAUUAUAGUAAACAACUCUCCUACUCCUACUCCUACCCAAGCACCUGAAUCAGGGCAGGAUGACCGGCACACUAGAGCUGACAGCAUAAACCAAGUAAACCCAAGACCUAAGAAUAGACGGAGUAAAGCUAGUGUAGCAGUAAAGUUCUUUUACAAGAAUAAUCUGAUAAAUAUCCGACCUCUACCCUGGUUUCCGACUCUAGGAAAACACACUUUUAACAAAAUCCUAGAAGAAAAACAUGGGAAUGAUAAGGGUAAUAAGAGUAUGAAAGUUCUGAUUGAAGGAAGUCCUGGAUAUGGUAAAACUACAUUAGCAAGACGUAUAGCAGUCGACUGGGGUAGAGACGCAGAAUAUUUAAAUAAUUUUAAUCUUCUCAUUUUCAUCACUUGCAGAGACCUGGAGGGGAGGAACCUUGAUGACUAUGUUGCAGAAUUCUUUCCUAGAGUUUCUGAUAAUACUUCUGAGUCACAGAUACGCCUUUCAGAUUGGAUGGAUGUUAGUGAGGAGAUAUUGUUUAUCCUGGAUGGAUUGGAUGAAUGCAGAAAAGAAGAUUCUAAAGUUAUAAACAAACUUCUUGAGGGACAGACAAGUUACCAAAAAGCUUCUAUAUUGGCAACAUCUCGUCCAAUCAGUUUCAACGACACUGAUAUCAAAAUCAGUAAAUUCUCCACAAAAGUUGAGAUAAAGGGGUUCAACAGAAACCACGUAGAGAAGUUGAUAGAUACGUUCUUCGAGAAUAACGAGGGAAAAGGGAAAAAACUUAAAGAGAAGCUCUACGGAGGACUUCAGGCUUAUGAGAAUUUAGUGACCUGUCCCUUACUGUGUCAACUAUUCUGUUUACUUUAUGAGGAUGAUGAGAACCUCCCUGAUAAAGCUACAGAUGUGUACAUGAAACUGAUUAGAUGUUUAAUAAACAGAGAGAAAUCUGCACAGGGGAAGAUGUUUAACCCUGAUGAGAAUAUACCAGCUGUGGACGAGGAAACCCUCAAGAUGUUUGGAAAAUUAUGUAUUAAAGCUCUAGAACAGGAACACACCCGUAUUUUACUGUAA